Molecule: messenger RNA, 7172 nt
Organism: Megalobrama amblycephala (Wuchang bream)
Lineage: Eukaryota; Metazoa; Chordata; Actinopteri; Cypriniformes; Xenocyprididae
Gene: espl1
Product: extra spindle pole bodies like 1, separase
Biological process (GO): meiotic chromosome separation; proteolysis
Cellular component (GO): mitotic spindle; nucleus; cytoplasm
Molecular function (GO): protein binding; cysteine-type endopeptidase activity
Source: RefSeq, a predicted model, not a curated record
CCCGAUAAGCUUUGCGGUAUUUUAAACAAGUGCGCGAGCAGGGCGACUUUCCGCUGCUGUCAUUCUGAUAACGGCAACGCGCGACUGGACAUAACAAAUGGUUGUACAUAUAUAUUUAUUGAAGAUUCAUAUGAAUGUCACAUUUCCCAACACUCAAAUAGUGUCGCUAUUCCUCCAUAUUUGACGUUUUAACCGAGCAUGACACAACAGUGAUAACAAUGAAGUGCCUGAGAACAGAGGACUAUGUCCAGCAGUUAUCUUGUGUGAAAGACACUGUAGUCCUUCACAACGAGCUUAAGAAACAAGUGGAUGAUGGGCUUGGUCCUUAUGGUCGCACAAUGUGCGAUCGUAUCAUUCGGGCAUGCAACCAACGUCUGGCCAGUGGGAAUCUGGACCCUGCCCAUCAAGAGCGGAUAGUGGAGUUGGUGGAACUGGCCAUUCUAGGGUUUGAAUUGCUCGAAGAGUCCGGAAUGCAGAGCAACCCAUUUUAUCUCGAGAAAAUAGUCUUCCACAUCCUACAGAAGGUCUCUAGCCUUGGAGCUCAUGGCCCUGCUUGUCGAUUAGGCCAACUCAUGUAUAGAAGACUGAAGCGUUUGUCUGCAGAGACUGAUGACUUCCAUGUUCUGGUGCGGAAUUGCUUUGCAGUGCUGUGGAACAGUCUCCUGUCUAACAGAGCGAGUGGGUCCACCCUCCCUCCACGGGACAGACUUCACUGUCAACUGCAAGCUUUAACCUUCAAACUCCUAGAACAAGGGUCCAGCUCAGCCUGUUUCCCAUCCAAAGUCCCUCUGUUUGUAGAGGAAGCAGUAGUGGAGUUUGAACGAUCGUGUGGGUGUUUUACUUAUGACGAUGUGAGUUUUCUGACCUCUGAAUUACGAGAACUGUUCUUUGGCCCUUUCAUCAAUCCACAAGACUCUGCGCUGACCUGUAACUCGCUGGCUGUGCGGUGUGAGGUGGUGUUUAAAGUGUGUAAACUGCUCUGUAAGAGUCGAUUUUCAGCCGAGGCUGUUGGACUGUUGCGUGGCACCCUGGAAGGGGUUGAUGAUCAUGUGGGUUUGCGUUCGGCUCUGAGUCUUGCAGAUUGCACAGUGCAGCUGCAGUGUGCGUUAAGCUCAGGAGGCGAAUGCAGUAAGGCUUUCACCGAAUGUGCACGUGCACUCAGGGUGCUGCCCCGUGCCGUGUCGGCUCCAGAAUUUCAUGCCCUAUUAGAGGCUUGUCAGCUAGUGGUUUGGUCGUUGGAAGCUGGUCAGUGUAAAGGGAUGGAUUUAACCACAUUGUUGGCUUGCUUUUCCUUUUUGGAAGAAUAUCAGGAACUUCUGCUUGCCCAGCAAAAGGACUCGUUUUCGCAGCAGGUGCAGUACUCCCUUUGUUUCAGCUUUUACCAGGGCUUUAUUAGCACAUACGAUAGUCUUCACGCAUCCCAGGUGUCAGUGGGCGAUUGUCUGGACAGGGUGCUGUUGUACUGCCAGGCGACUGUGGGACGCAUGCUUGCUGAACUGCGAACACUCAACAAUGACAAUUUCUUACUUAAAGGAGUGUGUGCGGUGAAUAAUGUGGUGUAUGAGCUGUUUAACAGGAAGCUGUAUGAGGGAGCCUUUGGUUUGGCUGUGAUUGUGUGUCAGGAGCUGUGUAAGGACUGCCCACCCUCUCUUCCUCUGGAUAGGGUAAAUCGCUGUUUCAUGCUGACGGUGCAGUGUAGCCGGCGUGGAGGUCAGCUGGAGCGAGCUCUAGACUGGAUAGUGCGCUGGAUUCGGAUUUUGGGCACGCAGAUUUUUGAUCAUCUUGCAGAACCUGUGUCGCUGUGGGUCAAAACAAAGUGUGAUGCUGCCCGAGCAGGAGAGGAUGACACACGCCUGAGGACUCUGAGGGAUGGGUUGGGAGAAGCAUUUAAGGAUGAGGAGGUGCUGAUGUGUUUGUUAGAAGAGGAGUUGCGCGUGUAUAAGGAGCAGACUGGAGACACAGCGCAGGAGCGCUACAACACACUCUGUGACCUCUUGGAUAUCUGCCAUGAAGAAACACCACACACACUGAGACGGGCUACUUAUCUGUGUGAGAUGGCACAGGUUGUGUGCUACCAGGACUUCAGCCAACAGACUGACUGCUCAGCAGUUGACUUUACCCAUGAGGCUUUGCGUUUGCUGGAGGCAGAGCCAGAGACAGCAGAGAAUGCUGAUAGGUUGAAGGAUGAGAAGGCACAUGCCUGCUUGUGGCUCUACAUCUGCACUCUUGAGUCCAACCUGCAGGAGGCUGUGGACACAGAGAAGCGAUUGCGUGCAGUGCAGGAAGAGAAUAAAACAGAGCUGAAUAUGGACCCCGUUCCCACUAAUGAUUUAGAGUAUGAGGACAAACAGAAAUCACAAGAGAGCCAGUUAGUCUAUGAUGGACUACGCUUCAAUCUACUUGCUCACAGCAAGUUAAGUGAGCCUUUGGAUAGAGGUUUGUCUUUAUGGCGGAGUCUGCUCAGGGGGUCUGUGCCUGCAGUUAGAGACCCUAAACACACUGCUUAUUCCAUGACACUGAUGGCUGCCCUCUACACACUUAUGGGCAAACACCUGCAAGCUCUGGAGGCAUAUCAGCUCGCUGCGGCCCUUUUCCGUAGCCUCGGUGAUGCCCAGAAUAGUGCGAAUGCCUUCUGCCACUCUACCAGGAUCUUGCUGUAUCUGGGCUCCCCUCAGCUUGCACAGGUGGAAUUACAAAAAGCAGAACAGAGUUUGACUUCUGUCCUGAGCUCUGAGGGCUCAUCUGUUAUAUCCAUGCUGGCUAUGCUGCAGAAAGCACAGAUACACUAUGCUUUAGGACAGCUGGAGCGUGGUGUGUGCUGUCUGAUGGAGGUGAUUAAGGAGUCCGCUCAGCAUCAUUCUAAGAGCUGGUACCUGCUCAGGGCACGAGCACUGCAGACAGCCAGUGAAUACUUGAGUCUGGACACACAGGCUUUGGACUCACAGUUACGUCAGAGCAUCACUCAGCAUGGUCUGAAGACUCCUGACACGGCUCAAUAUGAAGCGUUGAAGCUGUUGUGCAGCCUGGUGAUGAUGUUGCUGGGCAAUGGGUUUUACGGAGCCCCUGGACAAAACACAGACACUCGCUUUGUAGACCAAGGAGACAGUGUUGUUUUUAAAUGGCUGUUGCUGAGUGAGGUGCUGGUGUCCUCAGAGAGAAUGGUGAUCGUGAGGAGCAGCAGUGGAGCCAUUCAUGAAGCUAAAGCUCAAUGUCUAGAGGCUCUCAAACUGGCCACCAAACUGCAGACACUCAGCCACUGUGCUGAGUUGUUGGUGUUGAAAGCAGAACUGGAGUUGAUGAAGGGCGCAACUGAAGCUAGCAGUUUGGACCUGGAGCAAGUUAGAAACUUACUUGAUCUCUGUACAGAUUUUGGCCAGGGGCAACAGCAGAAGUCUGACGUGAAAAUUAAACCACGCAAAGGUCGGCCAGCUGCCCCUUCUUCCUCUGGACAAACCCUUGAGGAAGAUGAUGAUCUGAGUGGAAUUCUUAGCUCUCGUGCCCUUCUUAAGGAACCUGUGGAGGCCAUGUCUAGAUUAGGAAGCCAAGGAGCAUCUCCCCCUCUGAAGCCCAAACGCCAGCGUGGGCUUUCCUGCCUGACCCACGCAGAGAGCUGCUCCUGUCCCUGCUGCAGUGAGCUUAGUGUGGCUCGAGUCAGCAUCCACUGGGCGCUAUUACAGGCCGAGCUCCAGACAGACCCUGAGCACUCCCGCCGACUACGCCAAUCUGCCAGAAAACGCUGCCGCAGUGUCACAGCUAAGCUCCAAAGCAGUUUGGCAGCUCUUGUGUGCUCUAAAAAGGCAGCUGGACUAUGUCUGUCGCAGCUCCAGGUGGAACGGGGCAAAAUGCAUUUGGGUGCUGUACUUCAGCUCCUCAGAACAGGAAACAAAGGGAAAGAUACAGUCCUUUGGGAGGAAAUAGAGGCAGGAUUGGAGGCAGUGACGAACAAAGUGGCACUGAAACCAGAGCUUGGGCCCAUCAGAGCUGCUCUACUGGGGGCUAAAGCGGGCUGCUGCUUGGCAUUAGCCAUGAAGAAACAGUGUACACCUGAAGAACUAUUUUAUUCUGUAUGGGACUGGAAUCCACCGAAAAGUAAACCACAAUUAAAACUUAAAUCUGAAUCAAAGCAUCGAUCCAAGAGCCCAGUUUCUGUAAUAACUCCUCCAGAGGCAGGUGUUAAACACCACCCUGACAUUAAGAGUGGAUCUGCAGACCAUGAAAGCAGGAAAACCAAAGAUACCUCUGGUUCAAAGAAAGCUAAAGACUUGGCACCCAAAAUUACUAUCACAAAAUCCUCCAUGAUUUUCAAAACUCCCAAAGCAACAAGGACAUCCCGGUCCAAAUCUGUCUCCACAAGCACUGGUGUUAGUGACUUAAGAGCGUUUGACUUCACUAAUGAGGUGCCUGAAAUUUCUGUCAACUUCACCCCGUCACUAAACACAUCUGCCAGCCAUCGUGGGAUUACAAAGUCAAAAGUUGCUUCAAAGGGAUCAUUCGAAGUUUACAAAGAUUCUUCUCCUGCAGAAGAGAAACACGUGGUCGUGCCAGCUGCGCCUAAACGAAACAUGCGUUCUCGCUUUAAGGUCGAGUUCAGUGAUGAAAGUGACGCUGAAGCCGCACCUCCUCCUGUAGUGGAAAAGUCUGAGAAAAAGCGAAACGCCUGCAACUCUAAAACAUCUCGCACCCUGAAACCAAGUGACGCCAAAGUUGUGAACCCCACUGUAGAACCAGAACCUCCCCGACGGUCACGGACCGCUAAGCAAAGCACAGCACUCCCCUCUACCAGCUGUCUCUCUUCUGAGGAAGAAACUGCUGUAUCGUCCCAGACACGCACACGCAGAGGACGAUCAAAAAAGAGUCAAAGUUCAGAGGUCACAGAAGAGCCAGAGAAGAUGAGGAUGAUUAAAGAGGAUGAAGAUGAGGUUCUUUUGGAUGUCAGUUUGGAGGAGCUCAGAGGGUCCGACUCAGAGAUAAAUGACACAGGCAGCCCAGAUGCUGAUUGUGAGGUCUUGAGGAGAGAUCUGGCUGCAGAUGUUGGGCGAGAGUGUUUCAGUGAGCUCAGAAGAACUGGACAAAAUGGCUCUGGAUCUCACACAACUCUACAACAUGCAUCUACACCUCUAGCUGACCUGUCCAUAGAGGUGGUCCAGUCGUACCUGCGUUCCUCUUGGCUUCUUCUCCAUCACUUCCCACCUCCCUCACUUUAUCCCCACAUCUGCUCACUUCUUGCUCAGUCACUCGGCCAGACUGAUCCCAUCACCACAGCAAUGCUACAUGCACAGUCGCUGGGUGUGUCCACUCGCCACCAUAUGACCCGUCAUGUGGUUAGUCAGUUCAGGAAGCUAAAGAAAUCUUGUAAUGAUGUAGCGGAAGGUCUUGGCGCUCUGAGUCUGGAGGAAACGUCCGGGGCGACGCAGUCUCAGAAACUCUCUGCGCUGGAGCAGAUCUUUUCCUUCGCCUCAUCACACCCAACACAGUUCCCACAGACACACUGUCAGCAGUUCACACAGCAGAUGAAAGAUCUGCCAGCAGGAAUAACAGUGUGCAUGCUGUCACUUGCGGGGGUGUAUCCUGAUGAAAUUGGCAGCACUAUUCUUCUGACACGACUGGAGCGCGGCUCUACCCCAAUCACUGUUCGAAUCCCUACUGCAAACGGAGAGCGCUCUGUUGCCAUGCUGCUGGAAGAAAUGGAUGGAGUCUUGAAGGGACAAAAAGAAGUGAGCAUGGUGGCUGAGAAAUCACAGUGGUGGGAAGGAAGAAAGGCAUUGGAUGCCCGCGUGGAGAAAAUGCUCGAGGAGAUGGAAGAGGCUUUAGGGGUGUGGCGAGCUUUACUCCUACCUUUAUCCUCUGACCCUGAGCUUGAAGUUCAGGUGAAGUGCUUCCAAAAGGCACUAAAAGGAACAAAGAUCACACAGGACAUUCUCAGGGUGGUUCUCUCAGCAUCUCCACUCCUGUCCCUGCCAGACCUGCAGUGUCUUGUGGAGGGGAUGGGUCAGCAGGACAAAGACUUCCUGAGGCUUCUGCAGUGCGGUAUUACUAAACUGAGAGGAAGGGAGGAACCACAGGGACAUACAGUUCUGAUCUUAGACAAGUACAUGCAAAGGUUGCCGUGGGAGAACAUUGCUUGUCUGAAGACUCGUUCUGUCACUCGUAUGCCCUCAUUACAUGCAGUACUUGGACACGGUCAUCUGAAAGAGAUGGAUUCGAGUUGUGUUCUGUCCUCUGGUGUGAACCCUAAGAAAGUUUACUAUGUGCUAAACCCAGAUGGAAACCUACCUGACACUGAGAAUCGCUUUAAAGACUGGUUUACUGGUGAGCGAGGAUGGCAGGGGGUUUGUGGAACUGCUCCUGAUCCAGAUAAACUACAUGAGGCUGUGACCACCAAAGACCUCUACAUUUACAUAGGACAUGGUGCAGGUGCCCGUUUUCUGGAUGCUCAGAGGGUUUUGAAAGGGCCUGUGCGGGCAGCAGCUCUUCUGUUUGGCUGCAGUAGUGCUGCUCUCAGUGUUCUUGGCCAUCAGGAGGGAACAGGGAUCAUCCUCAGCUAUCUGACUGCAGGAUGCCCGUUAGUGCUCGGUAACCUGUGGGAUGUCACCGAUCGUGAUUUAGAUCGCUUCACGUCAGCUCUGCUCCAGUCCUGGCUCUCUUCUGGGUCUGGCUCCUCCCUUCUUCAGCAUUUAGCCCAAUCACGUAAUGCCACACAUUUAAAACAUAUAAUUGGUGCUGCGCCCAUUGCAUAUGGCUUGCCUGUGCAUAUUCACUAGCCCAGAUUUUUUAAACUUUUAUUAUUCACAGCUAAUAUAGUGUUUUUUUUAAAUGUAAAAAUGCAGAUAUCUCUUAAAGGUCAAAUAUAAUUCUCAGGGCUUGUUUACAAUGCAAAGAAUAAGAUCUACCUUUAUGAAAACGAAUCUAGGAAAUCUAGGACUAAAUCUAACCUGUGCUUAGGAGCUUGAAGUGUUUUGCCAUUUUAAAGUCCUCCCAUAAUGAUUUGCCGUGUUUUGUGGUUGUAAUUGCUGAUUUAGUUUGCUCAUACCUCAAGAUGUUUUACUAAAGCCUUUGUCAAUUUUGAUGUAUAAGUCCUUUCUUGUACAUUUUUUGUAUCACAUUUUAUUUCCUGUUUUUUAAAUUAUAUCAAAUGCCAAACCACUUUAAAAUAAAAUGAUUUUUAUAAUGUA